AUGACCAGUCGCAAGCGUCGCUCAGUGGACGCGAGUGCCAAGGCCGCCUCAGCGCCCAAGUCUGCAAAGCUUGCUCGCACCGGUUCGAAAGUCGGGGCACUUCAGCCGAGCAGACGCGGCAGCCGCAGCAGCUCCAAAGAGCGAUUCGUCGAAAGCUCGGCACCCGGUCAGGGUCAAACUCAACCAGAGGCAGCGGCAGGAGAGGAGCAGGCUCAGAGCCGAUUGCGACGAAACCUUCGUCAGACGUCCAGCACCAGAGAGCGAGCAAAAGGGCACUCGUCUCAGGGAAAGGCAGCGUCAGUCCACAUGCCCGCAGCGGAGCAGCACCAGUCCGCUGAUGAGGACUCUAGUUCGUCGGAGCAACUUGCUCAGCGGUCUGGCAAGGAUGCCAUGGCGGUGCUGGUGGGUCUUCGGCGCUCGCGUCGGAGCGGGCAAGCCUCGCAGAGCGCUGCGAAACGAGCUGCUCGUGCCAGUACACGAGCGUUGACCGAACGAACCGCAGAGAAGCAGACAGCCUCAGGAUCUGCUUCGGUAUCGGAAACCAGCAUCGGUACAGAUCAUGAUGCAGGUGACGAUGGUGAUGAUGAUGAUGAUGAUGAUGAUGAGGCAUUCUCGAGUGAAUCGACACUGAAUGCAUCUCGAGCGGAAACAACGGGACGCACAAGCCGUGCCGCACCAUCCGCCAAUGCUCCAGGCGCUGCCCGCUCUACUGCUCCUGCUUCUGGUCCUUGCGAAGGUUCAGUUGCAGAGGACGAGAACGCUGCGUCGAUUGCAGCCCUAUCCGUAGAAGAACGUGCAAAGCAACAGCUCGAGCUAGAGAGAGCAUUAGCACGCGUUCGAGAAGAAGCUGAACUUCUCGUACGCAUAGCGCAAACACUGCCCAGUUUCGCGGUAGAGGACACGGGCGGGCAACCUGUUGUCUCAGCACCGGUGGCUGUCAAUGAGGACGCUGCGGCUGAUGCAGCAGCCGACACUGCCACCGUUCCAAAGACCCAGUCAAAUGAGGGAUCCAUUUCAACUGAUGAGAUGGUACGAGCGAACAGUUGUGAUGGCACAAAUGGCCUCGAGAUGGCUCAACAACAGGUCAUGGAGCUCGUGAAACAAACCAUUGGCGCACUGGCAGCGGAAACCCCCAAGGAAUACGCUGAUUCUUUUGCUUUGGCUCAUAUGUUCAUUGCGGAUCUGGUGGACUUGGAACGACGGCGAUAUGCUUUAGAAAAUCGAAUCCAACGGAACUUUGAACUACAGCAAGCGUAUUUGCACAAGUACGCGCAAGCUCGUUUCCGGGAAGUCGAGCACCAGUACCUGGUGGCGGAGGAGUCGCUUCGAGAGCGCCUGCUGGAAGCAGCGUUUCAACGACAACGACGGUAUCGAAUCGCUUGUCAGCUGGACCGGGAUCCUAUGGUGCUUUUCGGCCAACCGCCGGUUAUGAUUCCACCGGGUUUUGCUGGUGUCCCCUAUCAACUGUUACCCGCACGCCCACGAGGCGCUUCCCCGGCUGCAAUGGGUACGGCUGCGAACCUGACGCCAGAAGAGAGCCUCUUGCUGCUGGAACGUCGUCCAGUGAGUCUGGGUCUGGAGCCUGGCGAGGCUUCCGACGACCUCCGUGAAGUCCAGCGAGCGAUCACCGCCUUGCGUCGUAGAGCUAAGGCGGGCAACGCGCAUGCUGGGCGCGCCCCUGGUGCCUCUGGAAACGAAACCGCUACAGACGGCCAGCUGCUGACCAGCGCCGGUCGAGCACCGAGCGGUCCAACUGGUCGCCAAACGGGCGCUCGGGCUCGCGCCUCUAACCGGCAGUCCACUGGAGCUCGACAUUCGCACGAGCGCAGCAGCAUCGCCGAGACCGGGACCCAGUCGAGCGCGCACCGAGCUCCAGCAGCUGGCACGGCAGCCAUCGGAAACGGUUCGUUGUCUGCUGCCGGUGACUUGGGUAUCGACUGGAAUGACCAGAAACAGCGCUCUCGUCUAGCGGUUGGUCUGGUACAGCGCGACCAACCCGCACACCGCUUGGGAGCACGGCCCGGGAAUGCGACUCGAGAACUGCCGCCGGAGCAGCCGCGGACUGGCGCCGUCGGACGCUCUGCUACUACUACUGUUGCUACUGCUGCUUCUACUACGCCAACGUCCGGACAUGUUGCUGCACCGAAAGCAGCACGAGGCUCGGCAGGCGCACACGACGCUGGUACCUCAUCGGAUGCACGUUCAACGGGGAAGCGUGGUCGACCUCGGAAGCGGCCCCCGCUGGAACCCACUGGUGCUGGUGAUCGUGGCUCCAACGCCGGGGUGCCGCCGCGGCCCAGCACGAACAAGGUACGCAAACCGCCAACAUCGGCCAGGGACAAGAGGCCAGUGCACCCACCACCGGAGCCCGAAAACGACGUAUCGUCGUCUUCGAGUUCUACCGCUGCUCCGCGAUCGAAUGUAGGAACUGUCUCCAGUACGGUACAUCCAGGCUUCGAGCACAACGCUGAACAAGCCGGGCGCUCUCUAGCGUCCUCUCCUGCGAUGACGAGACCGCUGAAAUCGGAAUCUGCACCCAACGAAUCAGCGGCAGACAAAGCGCCAGACUCGUCCGUGGCGAAGAGCGAUACCUCCUCUGGACGAGUCGCAGGUGCUGCUGCCCCGCUGCAGACGCAGCAUGCUUCGACACGCGAAGCGAACCAGUUUGCGGUGGAGGCGGUCGCUCCCGCUCCAGUGCCGGAUAAUGCACCGGAGCGUUCAGCGUCUCCACGUACUCCGCAGGUUUCUGAGCCUCGUGUGAACACCGGUGACGCUGGGCACCCAGGUACAGCGCUGAGCCCUGGAACACCGGAUAUCGCUGCCGCGCAACCUUCAGCGGUAACAGCGGUACCUGCUGACGAAAAGCCGAUCCCUAUGCCUGAGUUUCCCGUCGGCGGUGACCCCGAUGCGUUUGUCUCCCGGGGCACGCUCUUCUAUCGCGGUAUGCAGUUGCACAGAGGCGACCAGGUCGCGGUUCGAGUCCUACCCAAGGGCAGUACCUCGGGGGCUGUCUACGUGGGGCUCGCGAGCGGCUCCCCCGAGGCCCAGGCCGACAACCAGGCCGCACAGGUGUUUCACGGCCCCCUGGUAUCGCUCAAUGUGAAAGAGCUGCAUGUUCGGGACGCUGAGCACCGGGUCUAUGUCACCUGGUUACAGAGCGGACGUGCUGAGCUCGUUCACCUCGCUGGGCAUCAAGCGUAA
Messenger RNA from Cyanidioschyzon merolae strain 10D, 3201 nucleotides. RefSeq lists its product as hypothetical. Lineage: Eukaryota; Rhodophyta; Bangiophyceae; Cyanidiales; Cyanidiaceae. The transcript has a single exon. Bases 1 to 3201 code for a protein of 1066 amino acids. The record is from RefSeq and is a predicted model, not a curated record.